AUGGUUGGGGGUGGGCGUCAUGCCACGUUUGCGCUAGUGGCCUGUGCUAGAGAAUGGGGGGGGGGGUUUAGUGUUGACCCCACCGACUACCGCACUAACGAUCGCGGAGACAACUGGUUGGGCGUGUGGGCCAAGGGUGGGGGGGGGGGGGUAGGGACUGUUGCGCAGAAAGGGGGGGUUGAUAUGUGGGGGGUGUGGUUGCCCUUAUUGGGUAUAAGAGGGCUUUUUGAGUGGGGGGGUUUGGGUGGGGGAAAGGUGGUGUGUUUGGGUUACUCCACCAAGAGUAGUAGUGGGGGGUUUUUGGAGUGUCGGGGGUGGUGGUUUGGGUUGUGGGGUGUUGCCUCCCCCAGGGACCCAGAUGUCCAAUGA
Molecule: messenger RNA, 369 nt
Organism: Knipowitschia caucasica
Lineage: Eukaryota; Metazoa; Chordata; Actinopteri; Gobiiformes; Gobiidae
Source: the annotation of a GenBank genome assembly